Nematostella vectensis (starlet sea anemone) is the source of this 1467-nucleotide messenger RNA. RefSeq names its product dolichyl-diphosphooligosaccharide--protein glycosyltransferase 48 kDa subunit. Gene Ontology annotation, cellular component: oligosaccharyltransferase complex; endoplasmic reticulum membrane. The record is from RefSeq and is a predicted model, not a curated record. Bases 75 to 1403 code for a protein of 442 amino acids. Lineage: Eukaryota; Metazoa; Cnidaria; Anthozoa; Actiniaria; Edwardsiidae. The transcript is spliced from 13 exons.
UAGAGCCUGGAACGGCUGCUCCCCUUAACACGAAACCGAGGCUCUUCACUCUUCCACUUUCCGACCUUCUCAAAAUGGCUGCAUUGCACACGUGUCGUUUUGCCGGCUUUUGCCUUCUUUUCCUGCUUUCUUUCCUCCAUUCCUCCUUUGCUGGUCAACGAACGCUUGUUCUUUUAGAUAAUGCUAACACCAAAGAGACUCAUUCUAUAUUUUUCAGCUCUCUAAAAGCCAAAGGUUAUGAGCUCACCUUCAGGACUGCAGAUGACGCAAGCCUAGCCCUCGUCAAGUAUGGAGAAUUUCUAUAUGACAACCUUGUCAUUUUCUCCCCAUCUGUGGAAGAGUUUGGAGGUUCCUUAAACGUCAGGGCAAUUACUGACUUUAUUGAUGGAGGAGGAAAUGUCCUUGUAGCUGCUAGCUCAGCCAUUGGUGAUCCUCUGCGUGAGCUGGGCAGUGAGUGUGGUGUGGAGUUUGAUGAGGAAAAGACUGCAGUCAUCGACCACAUAAGUCAUGAUGUCAGUGACUUGGAUCAGCACACUCUGGUUGUUGCAGAACCAAGCAACGUCAUCAAGGCAGAUACUGUCACUGGCAAAACAGUCACCAGCCCUCUUCUCUUCAAGGGUGUAGGUAUGACUACUGACGUUGACAAUCCACUUGUGCUAGAGGUGGUCACUGCCUCCUCUACAGCUUACUCCUACUACCCAGAUGUCAAAAUCACUGAGUACCCUCAUGCCGUUGGCAAGAGUACAGUUCUGGUUGCAGCACUCCAGGCCAGGAACAAUGCUAGAGUAGUGUUCUCUGGCUCUCUAGACUUCUUCAGUGAUGAAUUCUUCCAGCGUUCUGUGCAGAGCUCUAAGGCUGGCUCCAAGAAGUUUGACAAGUCAGGCAAUCAGGAUCUAGCCCUUGCGGUGACUGACUGGGUGUUUAAACAGCGUGGGGUGCUGCGUGUGGGUGAAGUCAAGCACCACAAGGUGGGAGAAGACAACCCUCCUGCUGCCUACACCAUUGAAGACAAUGUGUUUUACAGCAUCCAGAUUGAGGAGAUGAUUGGCAACAAGUGGCAGCCAUACCAGGCCUCCGAUGUGCAGAUGGAAUUCUUCAGGAUUGAUCCUUUUAUCAGGACCACACUCAACCGAACCAGAGAUGGACUGUUUACUGCCCACUUUAAGCUGCCUGAUGUGUAUGGAGUGUUCCAGUUCAAGGUUGAGUACAACCGCGUUGGCUACUCCUACCUGUCUAGCAAGACACAGGUGUCUGUGCGACCCAAGCAACACACCCAGUAUGAGAGGUUCAUCCCCUCGGCCUACCCAUAUUACGCCAGCGCUUUCUCCAUGAUGCUAGGAGUGUUUGUAUUUGCUAUUGUGUUCCUUCAUCACAGAGAUGACGGCAAAGUUAAGGCAGAGUAGCAUGCCUCUUAUUCCAGCGGCUUCGAUUUGUACUGAAUGAAAUAAAACUUUUGUUAUAAUUGUU